This is a messenger RNA of Lutra lutra (Eurasian river otter), 1735 nucleotides long. It is a transcript of the gene ANKRD61, whose product is annotated as ankyrin repeat domain 61. NCBI's taxonomy places the organism in Eukaryota, Metazoa, Chordata, Mammalia, Carnivora, Mustelidae. The record is from RefSeq and is a predicted model, not a curated record. Gene Ontology annotation, molecular function: protein binding. Bases 229 to 1485 code for a protein of 418 amino acids. The transcript is spliced from 3 exons.
UUAAACAAACAAACAAAAAACUCCUUCUCUUUGGCACUGUAUAACCUGGAAACAAAGUUUGAAGAAGUUGGGUCUGAAAUAAAAAUGAAUCGUGUUCACAGAUCUGACUCUGGACAGUUCUAGAACAGUUCUAGAAUGGAACUGAAGGGAUCACAAUGAGACUGAAAUGGAACAAUUCCAUCCUGUGUGUCCCCUGAACUUCUGAGUCCCCACUCUUAAGUUCUGCUCAUGGGCAACAUAACCAAGAGAGGCAGCAGGGAGCUGGUCGCUGGCGGUGGGAAGGCCCUGGAAGAAGGGCCGGCUGCCACCCUCCACACCAUACUCCAUGAGGCCAUCCUGAGGGAGGACUGCGCGGCAAUCCAGGUGCUUCUGAGAAGCCACCCCGUCAACCAGCCCAUGACCAUUCUGGCCAACUCCACCAGCCACCGACUGCUUCUGAACCAGACGCAGUCCAUCCUCCCCAUUCACCUGGCCGCCGAACACCGCAAGGCACAAAGUUUGCUCUGUUUGUUGGAACAUGGCGCUGACCCGGAAGUCAGGGACACAAGAGGCCUCACCGCACUUCACCUGAUGCUACUGCACUGGCCAAUCACUUCUACCACAUGGACAAAACCAGGGAACAGAAUCCAAAGGAUCCUGACAGACAUUCAGAGCAAUGCUGUGAUAUGUCUCCGCAUUCUGUGCGAACACGGAGCUCAGGUGAACGCUCGAGUGGACAACAGCAACAAACCUUCACCCCUGCACCUGGCCAUCACCUACGGGACCUACCCAGUCCUCUCCAUCUUAGCCCAAAAUGGCGCCCAUGUCAACGCUGUUAACGAAUCCAGCAUGACACCCCUGCACAUGGCUGCCGACAUACUGAAUAAGGAGAUGAUGGAGACACUGAUCGCCUGUGGCGCCCACGUGAACUGCGCCGUGUCCUCCACGGGGAGCACGGCUCUCAAGCUGGCGGUGUGCACCGCAUCGAGCAAAGCAGGCAGGCUGCUGGCCGCGGGGGUGGGCUGCAUCCGUCUGCUGCUAAUUCACGGAGCCAGAGUAAAUGCCCAGGACCACGAAGGUCAAACAGCUAUCCAUGAGGCAUGCUUUGGAGGCAGAGAGGCCAUCAUCAACCUCCUGCUCGAAUUUGAAGCAAACGUUAACAUAUUAACGAGAAACGGGGAGUCUCCAAUAUACAUGUACCUCCAGCGCAGCUCCAACAUAAGGGACACAGGGCUCCUCGCCAGGCUCCUCUACCGCUCCUACCCUCUGAGACUGACCAAUAACCAAGGAAUUCUACCUGCAGGAAUCAUGCUACCAGAAUUCCGCCUCUUAAGGGAAACCCUAAUAAAGUUAGCUCAAAAACCCUUAUCCCUAGAGGACAUCUGUAAAAGACACAUCAGAAACAUUUACGGUGACAAAUACAAACAACACUUUAAGCAACUUCUCCCAGUGAAGAUCUGGAACUCUCUAUAUGGUUAUUAUGACUUAGCUUACCUCUUGAAAUAGGACCUCAAAGUUUCACCAGCCACAGAAUUUCAGUAACUCACACUCCAUUCUCUGGCUAGACUUGUACCCAGAAAACACUCAACUCAUCACCGUGUACCUCCCAGAUGUACAAACGGGUUCUUAAACUUUUUUUCAAAAAAUAAAAUGAUUUGCACAUUAACUUUUUGUUCCCAAAUAUUCCUUUAAAGGCAUUUUCCACAAUCUACUUUCUUUGUUCAGAAAGUAAGCAAAUUAAAACUCUUCUGCCAAA